This is a messenger RNA of Saccostrea echinata, 4799 nucleotides long. RefSeq lists its product as uncharacterized. Lineage: Eukaryota; Metazoa; Mollusca; Bivalvia; Ostreida; Ostreidae. Gene Ontology annotation, molecular function: protein binding. The record is from RefSeq and is a predicted model, not a curated record. The transcript is spliced from 11 exons. The coding region runs from base 1 to 3939 and encodes 1312 amino acids.
AUGAAAACAGAUGGCCUUAUAUGUAUCAGGCUUUUUCUUUUCGCACUGCCUUUGCCAUUGUUUGCUAUUCCUUUUACACAAAAGUACCGUUUUGAAGUGUAUCCUGUCAACAAAUGUCCAAUGAACAGAAACGAAUUUAGCCGGGCAUCAGCGAAAAGAAAAUGUUUAAACGAAACCAGAUUCUUAUGUGCUCCUAAUAAUAACCUUUCAUCAUUGAUUGAAUUCUGCACUGACGCCAAAAAGUCCCGAUUUCAAGAAGGUAACUGUGUAAGACUUGAGGGAACAGGAGAUCUGAAUCAUUACAACUGUGAGGAACGUUUUUUAUAUGGUUGUCCUAAUGUGUCAUAUAUCGAUGAAGAAAUUUACAAUUACCCUGCAUGUUUAAUGAUUAACCAGAAGGAUCACUGCUUUUCUGCCGAGAAUCAAUGCCCAAAUUCUACUGCCAAUCCGGGGUCGGUUAAUGACAAAAACUUAGAUAUUCACAAGGAUGAAACAUAUGGUGUUGCGUAUUUCAUAGGAGUUGUGAUCGCCUUAGUGCCUGUUGCAGCUCUAAUUUUAAUAAUUGCCUUUGAUAUAAGAAGAAAUAGAGUUUUAGAACGUAGAAAAAGAAAAUAUGAACAUCUGGAGGAGCAAUGGGAACGUGCAUGGAAAAAUAAAACUAAAAUUAAAGUAUACCAUUCAAUAGGAAUAUUAGUCGGAUGUGCAGGAGCCGGAAAAACAACACUGCUUAUGAGACUGCGUAAACGUACAUUCAAAGAAAUUUUAAACCUGGAAAUCAAAUCAACAGAGUUAAUGGACGUACAUGUGGAUGAAUUUUUCAUUGAUUCCACAUCAAACCAUUUAAAGGUCCAACCACAGCAGAACAGUAGCAAAUAUUCAUAUUUUGCGUGUUCAAAGAAUUUAGUAUGUGAUGAAGAGGCAACACAAACUGGUUACAAAGAAGCUAGACCUGCGGAUACUAGAGAAGAUGUUAAUUACGAAUCCCAGCCUACUACACAGCCCCAGGAAGAAACGACAAUUAACCUCACGCCGACCAAAGACACUUCAAACGAUGAUAUGGAAGAAAGUAGAUUUUCAGACUUUGUAGAAGACAAAGAAAAUGUUCCUUUAAUUAAAACACAAAACAAAGUGCACAGAAUUUUUCAGAUUAAAACAAAAGAUAAGAGCCUUAUCACAAACGUUAAAUUGGAAAACAUAAUUGAAGUUGUGAGAUCGGUAGAAAAGAACGACUCUGGUAAUAAAUUUGUAAGCUUCUUCGACUUUGGCGGACAGUUUAUUUUUUAUGCAAGUCAUCAAAUUUACAUGAGACCAGAAGCCUUUUAUAUCUUAGUAGUCGAUAUAUCCAAACCAUUUGACGAGAGAGUUCACAAGACUGAAUCAACUGAAGAAGAAAUAGAGUUUGCUUAUAUGACAUACUUUGAAUACUAUACUUUCUGGCUGAAUUCAAUUAAUGCUGUUUCGAAGGAAGCACCUGUUAUUUUGGUUGCCACACAUGCUGAUGGGAGAUCAGAACAUGAUAUCGAAACAUACUUUGAUGAGUUCUGGAAAAGAUUAGGUACAAGGAAGGAACUCCGUGCUCAUUUAUCCCACGAUAGGAAGUUUGCAGUUAAAUUCCCAAAAUCGAAGAAUGAACCCCUUGAAAAAUUGGAUGAUAUUGAAUCGUGUAUUGUUAAACUGGUGGAAAAUCAGCAACAUUGGGGAGAUGCAGUACCAUCUUCAUGGAUUUUUUUGGAAUAUAUCAUAAAGUACUUGCAACAAAGCUUUAAAGUAAUUGAAAAAGAGAAGCUGUGGCUACCAAACAACCAAGUACCGACAGAAUUUCAGAUGCACAAAGAUGAAAUGAAUGACUUCUUGUUGUUUCUUCAUACUGUUUGUUCAGUGUUGUAUUUUCCAGAGAAAAAUUUGGAAGAUGUUGUCAUCCUUGAUGUACAGUGGUUUGUUGAUGCUUUUAGGUAUAUUUUCACGGAUAAGACUUUAGCAAAAAAUGAUGACUUUUUUGGUGAAUUUACAACAUUUCGUAAAACCGGCGAAUUAAGUGACGAGCUUCUCAAGAAAAUGUGGGGGAAAGAAAGUGAAAACGAAUCAUUUCUGAGUUACAAAGACUAUUUACUUCGGUAUAUGCAGAGAUUGGGACUGUUAGCUAUUAGGAGUGAUAAGGAUGGGAAAUUGCGGUACUUUGUUCCGUGCAUCAACAAACGGAUUUUAAACUUAGAAAUAUUGGGAGAGCUUAAACAAUCGUCAAUUUUUUGUUUCUCAUUUAGUGAGAUAUCUACAUUUGAUUUUCAUCGCCUCAUCAUCAGAUGUCUUGAGUAUUGGAAUAGUUUUGUUCAUGGUCAAGAAGAGUGUAUUUAUCACAAUGCCGCUUUUUUCCAACACAAACACCACAUUAUAGCCAUUUGUAUUUGUGGAAAUCAUAUUCAAUUGCAAUUGUUUGUUUCCCAAAAAAGUUCGGUAGAGGAAAAAAUUCAGUCAGAUGUCAGAAGUACGGUUCAUUCAAUUUUAGAGAACAAUUUUAAGAAGGAACAUAUUUCCGUGGGAUAUAAGUGUAUUAAAAGCAAAUUUUGUGAUAAAAAUGACAUGUCAUUUUUUGAAGAGGACGCUUUGGAAGACAAAUUUUGCCAAACUUGCAUACCUUCUCAUGAAAUUUAUGCUGAAGAACUGAGAUGGCCUCCAAAGUUUAGAAAAUUUGAUAGGACAGUUUCAGAAAUACACAAAUUCAGGGGGGAGAAUGCAAGAUUGUUAAAUGGUAUUCAUGGGGCAUGUCGCGAAGGACUUGUCAGAAACUUCACAUUCUUCCUGGAUAAAGAAUUAAAAGAUAAGGUUGACCUUUUGAGUAAACAUGAUCCAGAGGGUUUUAACGCUUUACAUGCUGCAGCCUUUGGAGGGAAUACUAGUAUUUUCCAAAGACUGAUCGAAAAAGGGAUGGAUAUUAAACAGCAGACAACUCAAGGUCAAUUUUCCGUUCUCCACAUUGCUAUUCAACAAGGAAACACUGAAUUGUGUGAGAAGAUUUUAAAACGGGAUGAAGAAAAUAGAGAAUUGGUAAAUCUUCAAAAUUUUGAAGGGGAAAAUGCUAUUCAUUUUGCUGCAAGGUAUGGCAAUUUGAAGCUUCUUUCAUAUUUUCAUGAACAUAAAUAUGACAUGGAAGAAACAAAUAAAAACAAAGAAAAUAUUCUCCAUAUUGUAUGUAAAAAUAAGCAACUUGAUGCAUGCAAACUUAUCCUCGGUAAACUGCCUGAUUUGAUGGAAACAUUAAGUGAAUAUGAUUGGAGACCGAUUCAUUACUGUGCUGAGAGUGGACAUUGUGAGAUUUUUAAGCAACUCUCAAGUCGUGGUGCAAAUCUUGAGGCUGUUUCAACUAAGAAACGAACAAUUCUUCAUAUUGCUUGCAAUGCUGGAAAUCUAAACAUGUGCCAAUCGAUUCUUGAGGAAGUGCCAAAGUUGAUUUCGUACAUUGAUAAAAAAGGUCGUCAUGCAGGGCAUUUUACUGCAAGAAGUGGUAACGUUGAUUUGUUAAAGCUUUUAAGAAAGAAGAGGCUUGAUAUUGAAGCUGAAGCAAGCGAUGGCUUAACAAUAUUACAUUUAGCAUGCCUAGAAAAACAUGUGCAAAUGUGCGAAUACAUACUCGCUGAAUUUGAAGAUAUGGUUGGUAAAUUAACGGAUACUGGAUUAAAUGCUGCACAUUUUACAUGCAUAGUUUGCAGAGAAGAACAACUGGAUCAGAGUAUGCAAUUACGGGCAAAAAAGAUAGUAUCCAUGUUGGAAAAACACGAUGCAGAUUUGUUGAAGCAGGUGACAAAAAACAGAAAUUCGGUUUUGACAUUGGCCCAUUCGAAUAAGCUAGAUAUGCUUUAUAAUUAUUUAAUGAAGGAAUUCGAUGAUCUUCCAAAGCUGCCUGACACUAUAACUUUAGAGGAAGCAGCUGAAGUGAGGAAGUAAUGAGGAUAUUUAGAGUUAUAACGGUUUUACACAGUCAUAACAAUUAUGUAAUUUGGAGAAUUUGUUUUACAGGUUACUUCCGCUUUUCAUUUCCUAAUUCUCCUUAAAGCUCGCACCACACUAAACUUGUAUACUGAACUACCUAUCCCAUCCUUAAAAAUAGAUAAACCGCUUGUGAUCGAAGUUUUAAUGUGAAACUUUUAACAAAUAAUUCUCCAAUUUGAUCUUAGUUUGAAUAUAAACAGUCCCUAAUUCGCCAUCUGGUCUGUGCCCCGCGCACAGAAAGUUCAUAUCAAUCUCAGAUAGGAAUAUAAGUCUUUUCCAGGCAGUAAAAGCCAGUCCGAAGUCAAAUAAAGCCCGUUCUUAACUAAAUCUAACUCAUAUUCAAUACGUCCAAUCCAGUUAUUAUUAGUUCGCAACUCGUUCUAACUACUUUUUUAACCCGACUACUCCGAUCAGAGACUGUUCACCUCUUCCUUAUCCCGUUCUUAGUGCGAUUGAACGCACUUGUGCAGUGAGUGUGCAAUCCCAGCUCCUCUAUUGCCAUUCCUAUUUCUUGCUCAAAGUUUGAAACUGCAAACUACGUUUAUUAUGCUUCUACAGAGAUGAAAAUGCGGAAAGAGCAACACAAGGAUCGCCAUGCUGCGGCUCCACUGGAAGCCAACCAGAUCAUGCAGGCCGGGCUCUAAAUGGCGACUUAUUUAGUCGCCAUGGCGCCUAAAAUUUUUGAUUGGCGACUAAAAUUUCUCUAUAAGUUGCCAAAUUGGCGACCAUUUCAAAUUGACUUGUCGAUUGUCGAAUUCAGGAACUAUAACAUUUUCAACAUUUUUUUUUAAGAGGAGAAAAGAAAAUGUCUUCUU